This is a messenger RNA of Hypomesus transpacificus, 1510 nucleotides long. RefSeq names its product heterogeneous nuclear ribonucleoprotein H3 (2H9) (gene hnrnph3). The transcript is spliced from 11 exons. Gene Ontology annotation, cellular component: ribonucleoprotein complex; nucleoplasm. The record is from RefSeq and is a predicted model, not a curated record. NCBI's taxonomy places the organism in Eukaryota, Metazoa, Chordata, Actinopteri, Osmeriformes, Osmeridae. Bases 111 to 1304 code for a protein of 397 amino acids. Gene Ontology annotation, biological process: regulation of RNA splicing. Gene Ontology annotation, molecular function: RNA binding.
UGUAGGAGGUUAUUCUUAACCUGGCAACUUGUGCUGUGAAUCAACUUGUCAGUGUCACCUGAACGAAAGGAGAGACCAGAAAGAGGACACGAUUGUCAGAGUAAGGGAGGAUGUCGAUGAAUGACGAGGGCUAUGUGGUGAGGAUCCGGGGCUUGCCGUGGUCCUGCACCCAAGAAGAGGUGGCCAGCUUCUUUUCUGAUUGUGACAUCGUUGGAAAGGUGAAUGGGGUGUGUUUUACCUUCUCCAAAGAAGGCAGGCCCAGUGGAGAAGCCUUUGUUGAACUGAAAACAGCAGAGGACUUCAAGAAUGCCAUAGCCAAGGACCGUAAAUAUAUGGGACACCGCUACAUAGAAGUGUUCAAGUCCAACCGCAGUGAGAUGGACUGGGUGUUGAAGCGCAGUGGGCCUGCAGACUACGACAGCUGCAGCGGCUGCAUGCUGCGGCUGCGAGGGCUGCCUUUUGGUUGCAGUAAGGAGGAGAUAGUGCAAUUCUUCUCAGGGUUGAGAAUCGUGCCAAAUGGGAUAACAUUGCCGAUGGACUACCAGGGGAGGAGCACAGGGGAAGCCUUCGUGCAGUUUGCCUCAAAGGAGAUAGCAGAAAAGGCACUGGGGAAACACAAGGAAAGAAUAGGGCACAGGUAUAUAGAGAUCUUUAAAAGCAGCAGGAAUGAGAUCAGGGCCUACUAUGAGCUGCCACGCAGGGGAGUCGGCCAGAGACCCGGCCCCUACGACAGGCCCAUGAUGACCCGGGGUGGGUUCUUUGGGCCGGGGCCCGGCCGGGGAGGGGCCCUGCUGGACCAGAUGCGCAGCGGAGGAGGCUACAGUGGUGGCUACGGAGGUUUCGACAACUACAACGGCUUUAAUAACUAUUGCUUUGGCAACGGGAUGUUUGAUGAGCGGGUGAGAGGCGAGAGGGGGAGAGGUAUGGGAGGCCAUGGCUACGGUGCAGGAGAUACCAGCUCUGGGUUUCACAGUGGACAUUUUGUGCACAUGAGAGGUCUGCCCUUCCGUGCCACCGAGGGAGACAUUGCCAAUUUCUUCUCCCCUUUAAGUCCUCUGCGGGUGCACAUUGACGUUGGUCCUAACGGGAAGUCCACCGGGGAGGCUGACGUUGAGUUCAGGUCCCAUGAAGACGCUGUGUCAGCCAUGACUAAAGACAAGAACCACAUGCAACACCGGUAUAUAGAACUCUUCCUCAACUCAACAGCAAGUGGGUCAUCAGAUAUGGGCCGUGGCGGUGGUGGUUUCUAUGGUAACUCUGGCGGCGUAGGCUCAAGGGGAAGUGGACUUCGAGGGGUAUUCUGAAGGGGAACUGUGUGCUCCAACCAAACAUUGUUGGAGAUUUGUUUUGUAUUUGAAUGUUUUCACUUGUUCAUGAAAAGUAAAAAGUACUAAGGUAGAAUAUUUUCCAGUCUCAAAGAGUGGAAUAAAAAUAUAUAUUUAAGCUGUUGCAUAGGUGAAACAGCAGCUAUUGUACAUUUUGCUUAAUAAAUUUUAUAUUUAAUUCUCAA